GUUCUUCCCUUAGUCUUCUAACUUGCCUCCUGCGAUAGGGCAAAUAAAUUCUAGAGAAAAAAAGAAAAGAACAAACCAAAAGUGAGAAUGCUAAGGUUGCCACUCUCACUUCCUCUCACCCUUUAGCCCAGAACAUCUUUUAAUAUAGUACUUGCAGAAGGGCACCCGCCCGGAGACGAGAGGCUGGUCGGUGCCCCAGGGAGUCUGCUUUGCCAACGGCUACAGUUAGUUCAUAAUGCUUUCUCAUGGCCUCGGCUGGUUGCAGAAAAUGCCAGGAUGAUGCCUUCCUUCUGCCUGGCUGGGACACUGAUGAUGGCGUUGUUCUUCUCCUCCCUGAGACCUGAAAGUUUGGAUCCCUGUGUGGAGGUGGAUCCUAAUAUUAGUUACCAAUGCAUGGAUCAGAAUCUCCACAAAAUCCCAAACAACAUCCCCUCUUCAGUCAAGCAUUUGGAUCUGAGCUUCAACCCCCUGAAGAUCUUGGGAAGCCAUAGCUUCUCUAAUUUUCCAGAACUCAAGUUGCUGGAUUUAUCCAGGUGUGAAAUUGAGACAAUUGAAGACAAGGCAUAUCAGGAUUUACACCAGCUCACAACCUUGAUACUGACAGGAAACCCUAUCCAGAGUUUAUCCCGGGGAAGUUUUUCUGGACUAGCAAAUUUACAGAAUCUGGUGGCUGUGGAGAUCGAACUGGCUUCUCUAGACAACUUACCUAUUGGACACCUUAUAACUUUAAAGACACUCAAUGUGGCUCACAAUUUUAUACGUUCCUCCAAGCUACCUGAAUAUUUUUCUAAUCUGACCGACCUAGAUCACUUAGACCUUUCUAAUAACUAUAUCCAAACAAUUUACUACACAGACUUCCAGACUUUACGUGAAAAUCCCCAGCUCAAUCUCUCUUUAGAGCUGUCCUUAAACCCAAUUGACUUUAUUCAGCCUGGAGCCUUUCAAGGAGUUAGGCUCCAUGAGCUGACUCUAAGAAGUAAUUUUAAUAGCACAAAUGUAAUGAAAACUUGCAUUCAAAACCUGGAUGGUUUACAAGUGCAUCGACUGAUCUUGGGAGAAUUUAAAAAUGAAAGGAGGGUAGAAAGGCUUGACCGCUCUGUCAUGGAAGGACUGUGCAAGGUGACCAUUAAUGAAUUCCGGUUUACGUAUGCAGACGAGUUUUCGAAUGAUAUCACUGAUUUCGAGUGCUUGGCAAAUGUUUCUACAAUGUCUUUGGUAAAUGUGUAUUUAAGACAGCUAGAACACAUUCCUAAAUAUUUCAAAUGGGAAACCUUAACAGUCAUUAGAUGUGAGCUUAAGCACUUUCCACCUCUAGAAAACCCCUUUCUUAAAAGAUUGAUUUUUAUUACCAACAAAGGGGCUACCAGUUUUGCAGAAAUGAAUCUGCCAAGCCUCACAUUUCUAGAUCUCAGUAGAAAUGGUAUGAGCUUCAGGCGUUGCUGUUCUUACUCUGAUUUGGGAACAAGAAGCCUGAAACACUUAGACCUCAGCUUCAACGGUGUCAUCAGGAUAAAUGCAAACUUCAUGGGUUUAGAAGAGCUUGAAUAUUUGGAUUUUCAGCAUUCUACUUUAAAAAAGGCCACUGUAUUCUCAAUGUUCUUACCACUUGAAAAACUGCUUUAUCUUGACAUCUCUCAUACUAACACCAAAAUUGACUUCAAUGGCAUAUUUUUUGGCUUGACCAGUCUCAACACCUUAAAAAUGGCUGGUAAUUCUUUCAAAGAUAACACCCUUUCAAAUGUCUUUACAAACACUACAAACUUGACAUUCCUGGAUAUUUCUAACUGCCAAUUGCAGAAAGUAUCUUGGGGGGUGUUUGACACACUCCAUAGACUUGAGUUACUAAAUAUGAGUCACAACAAUCUACUGCUUUUGGAUUCAUUCCAUUAUAACCAGCUGCACUCCCUCAAGACUCUUGAUUGCAGUUUCAAUCACAUAGAGACAUCCAAAGGAAUGAUGCAACAUUUCCCAAAGAGUCUAGCCUUCCUAAAUCUUACUAAUAAUUCCAUUGCUUGUACAUGUGAACAUCAGAACUUCCUGCAGUGGGUCAAGGACCAGAGGCUGUUCUUAGUGAACACUGAACAAAUGAUGUGUGCAACACCUGUAGAGAUGAAGGGCUCCCUGGUAUUGGACUUUCGGAAUGCCACCUGUUACAUUCAGAAGACCAUCAUCGGUGCAUCAGUGGUCAGUGUGCUUGCAGUAUCCACUAUAGCGUUUCUGGUCUACAAAUUCUAUUUCCACCUGAUACUUAUUGCUGGUUGUAAGAAGUACAGCAGAGGUGAAAGCGUCUAUGAUGCCUUUGUCAUCUACUCCAGCCACGACGAGGACUGGGUGAGAAACGAGUUGGUAAAGAAUUUAGAAGAAGGGGUCCCCCCCUUUCAGCUGUGCCUCCACUACAGAGACUUUAUUCCUGGUGUGGCCAUUGCCGCCAACAUCAUCCAGGAAGGCUUCCACAAGAGCCGGAAGGUUAUUGUUGUGGUGUCUAGACACUUUAUCCAGAGCCGCUGGUGUAUCUUUGAAUAUGAGAUUGCUCAGACAUGGCAGUUUCUGAGCAGCCACUCUGGCAUCAUCUUCAUUGUCCUGGAGAAGGUGGAGAAGUCCCUGCUGAAGCAACAAGUGGAGCUGUAUCGCCUUCUCAGCAGGAAUACCUACCUCGAGUGGGAGGACAAUGCUCUGGGGAGGCACAUCUUCUGGAGAAGGCUCAAAAAAGCUCUGUUGGACGGAAGAGCCUGGGACCCAGAUGGAGUAGCCGAGACAGAAAACAACCAACAAGAAGCAACAACUUCCAUCUGAGGAGGACAAAACUCUGGGUCUAACACUCAUUAUGUUUACAAGUAUUAAAUGUUACAGCUCACCAUGGGUUCUGUUGUAGGCAAAGGUCCCAUGGUAUACAAGGUACCAUAAGGCUGGGAACCUAAUGGACCUUACAGAGCAGAAAGCGAUAGUACUAUGACGAAAUUCCAUACCUUCCUAGUAUGUUCUUUCACCAACUCAAGCAAAGAAUCACAAUCAAGAAAGUCAGCUCCUACUGUAUCAAAAGGAGAAGAGUAUAAGCCUCAGUGAAAGCAAAAAGGAGCAUUAGUGAACCCUCGGCCCUUUGAGUAUAUAAAAUAUAUCAUGUACUGUGCUUCAACUUACAACUGAACUGAAUGUUUGCUCACUUUCCCUUUUUACUACUUAAUGCAAUUUAAAUUCCACUGGCUCUCUCUGAGUGCCUGAUUCAAAGUUCUUGUUCCAUUAUAUGUCAUUUUCUUUUGUACCUAUUUCUUCAGGAAACCUGAUUAAUACAUGCUCACAGACAUCCUGGCCAAUACUUAGUAUGCUGUAUUUAUUAAUAAAAAUUUCUAAUAUACUUUUAUUUUUAUAAAUUCAGUUAUCAUUUUCAUGCCGUCUCUAUAUACUCACAUCAUAAAUAAGACUGUUAGAGAUAUGGUAGGAAUGUCCAUAUUUAACUACAAUUUUUCAAGCAAGUGUGCAAAAUAUAUUGUCACUUUGUCACUGAGUGUCAUUCUUAAAUUAUUACCUACUAAGUUAUGGAUGUCACAGAGGCAGUGUUAAAAAUAAUUUCGUUGAUAGGAUAUUUUUAAUCGAGGAAGUAAAACAGAGAGGAAUGCAUGAACAGAAAUCAGAUAACUUGUUCAUUUCUUCUUGAUAAUUCCAGACCAUAGAUGCUCACAUAGCUCAAUGACAACACAACAUGUGCAGCAAUUAAUGUUCCUUUUCAGCAAGGAUUGUUGCUGGCCUAGAAGAUCCCUUCAGGGAGUCAUGGAGAUCUGAGAAACUUUCCUUUUAUCCUUCCCAUUGCUGGACAUGCUUUGAGGGAUGAGUGGACAUUGGGAAUACACAUGGCUGCUUCUUGUUAGGUAUCACAAUGUCCUGAUGACAUUUAGGGAGGGGAGAUUUUAUCAUUAAGAAACCAGGGCAUUCAAAGGGCUUUUCAGAAAAGUGCAUUUUAAUGGCACAUUCCAAGAAAGGACAGUGAAGAUAUUCUUAGGCAACUGCAGCAUUAAAAACACAAUGAGCUUUCCCCUUAUUCUGGUCAGCAUGACCACUACUUGUAUCAAGGCUGUGUGUGUGUGUCUGUGUGUGUGUGUCUGUGUGUGUGUUUCUGUGUGUAUGUGUGUCUUCACAUAGCACUUCUAAAUUGUUGGUGGAUGUAAAAAAACUGUUGAGUCAUUAAAGAAAACUGCAGGUUUCUUGAUAAAGGAACGGAAAAUAGAACUGUUGUAAUAUCUAGCAAUAAAGAUUUCAAAAAGAAACAAA
Messenger RNA from Mesocricetus auratus (golden hamster), 4263 nucleotides. It is a transcript of the gene Tlr4, whose product is annotated as toll like receptor 4. Lineage: Eukaryota; Metazoa; Chordata; Mammalia; Rodentia; Cricetidae. Gene Ontology annotation, biological process: immune response; toll-like receptor signaling pathway; inflammatory response. Gene Ontology annotation, molecular function: protein binding; transmembrane signaling receptor activity; lipopolysaccharide binding. The transcript is spliced from 3 exons. Gene Ontology annotation, cellular component: membrane. The coding region runs from base 277 to 2793 and encodes 838 amino acids. The record is from RefSeq and is a predicted model, not a curated record.